Molecule: messenger RNA, 3118 nt
Organism: Drosophila pseudoobscura
Lineage: Eukaryota; Metazoa; Arthropoda; Insecta; Diptera; Drosophilidae
Product: condensin complex subunit 1-like
Exons: 6
Coding region: 103-3078 (991 amino acids)
Biological process (GO): mitotic cell cycle; meiotic chromosome condensation; mitotic chromosome condensation
Cellular component (GO): nucleus; condensin complex; condensed chromosome, centromeric region
Molecular function (GO): histone binding
Source: RefSeq, a predicted model, not a curated record
GUGGUAUAUUUUAUCAAUGGCUCGACGGUCACACUGUAUAGAAUAGCGACGCUUACAUUUUGUUUCGCGGCAAAAAAAUAUUUGUUGAUCAUUUUCUGUGCAAUGGAGGAGACGCAUGACUUUCAGUUCAUAUUGCCACUGAAUUCCGAGGAUCUGGUCAACUCCAGCGGCGACCACUACUACGUCAAGGAGUUGUACAGCAGCAAAGAAAUACCCGAAAAACUGCUGGAGUGCAAGCGCAAAGUGAGCCACGACAAGGAUGCCUUCUACAUUUUGGAUACCUUCGACACGUACUACUCCGUCAUCGAGUCGAACGCCACGGAUGCGGCCUCCCUUCGGAACCUGAUGCGUUCCUUCGACCUGCUGUACAUGACUGUCGAGAUGCUGGGCCAGAGCCUCACAGAGACUUUCGCAGACAAAGGGCCGCCCACGAACCGCAUCCGCCAUUUGAAUCUCACCAAGAUGACACUCUACCUGCAGGUGAACGUCGUCAGGAAGAUCGACAGUGUGGCCCAGCGUGCGAGGCGCGACCAGCAGAUGAAUUUGCAGAAGAAACGCGGCAAGCAGCCUGAGGCCCUCGAUCAGUACCCCGACUGGGAUGAAAAGCGCGGCAAAUUUCUCGUUCAGCUCUUCAAUAUCCUCCAGUUGCCGCUGGAGCGGCUCUGGGCCCCACCCAUAGUUGAAGAGGACUUUAUAACGAUGCUCUGUGACAUUUGCUAUCGCACUUUGGAGCUCACGCCGAUGCGCCACGACAACCGACAUGUGUUCGAUACCCUGUUUCAGAUUUUGGGCACAUGCAUUAAGCGCUUCAACCACGCCAUGACCUUCCCGGUCCGCAUACUGCAGAUCCUGCGCGGCACUGAGCACGCCGCCGCAGCGGUGGCCAACGGCAUACUGACGUUACACGAGGAGUACGGCAUUUCGAAGGUCUUCGAAAUUCUGCUCAAGAGCAUUGUGGAGGCCCUUCAGCUGGAUAGCGCGGACACGACGGUGUCUAAGCAUUUCUCCACCUUCCUCUCUGAGUUCUCGAGCAUCUCCCCAGAGCUCAUCAUUCCGCAUCUGUCAAAGGUCAGCGAUGAACUGCUCGACUGCCAGUCGCACAUGCUACGCAACACCGUUCUGCAGAUCUUAGCCGAUGCCGUGAUUAGUGACCUGACCGCCGAGGAUCUCAGCGAUGAAAUGAAGGAGGUGCGCAACGAGUUCCUAGACCAUCUGUACGACCACAUCAUGGACGGUUCCGCCCACGUGCGCACCAAGGCCCUGCACAUUUUGGUGCACCUGAAGACCCAACAUGCCAUACCGCUCACCUAUCUCACAAAGGUACUGGCCGCGGCUGUGGGUCGGCUAGAGGACAAGAGCUCGCUGGUGCGCAAGGCGGCCAUGCAGUUGAUCAAAUCGACGCUCGAGAGCAAUCCAUUCUCGAGCAAGCUAUCGCUGGAGGAGCUCCUCCACAAGCACCAGAAUGAAGUAGAAAUCAUGGAGAAGCUCAACGAAGUGCUGGAGGCGGAGCGCAAAGAGGAGGAACGGCUCAAUGAGCAAUGGAGCGAAAGGGCGAUCGAGAUCUUGCCUGAAAUUAAAGAGCAUUUAACCGAAUUUCCCAAUUUGGACUUCGACAAGGAGGAGAGCGACACAGAACUGCUGGAGAAGAUAUUGCCGCUCAUGCGUGACAAGGAGUACAAGAAGGCCGUGGUUCUGGUACGCAAAAUAGACUUCCUGGCAGGAAAUCAAGAAAUUGUUUCCAUGCUGGAGUUCGAGGAGAAGGUCUUCUAUGUUAUGGAACUGCUUAAGACUUACCAUCUGCUGGCCGCAGGCCUCAAGCAAAGCAGCGAGGAGAUGCUGCGACAGAUCAAGACGGUGCAGUUCCUCAAGGACAGCAUCGAUUACACCACCAUUGUGACGGGUGCCUAUCCCAAGCUGCAGGACCUGCUCAUGUCCAAGACAAACACAGAUGUCCUGGAGGCAGUGGACCUUUUCACCACCGGCUACAUGUUCGGCAUCGCCGGCACAGAUGCCGGUAUGCGGAAGAUGCUGAUGCUGGUGUGGUCGUCGGACAAGGAGAAGCGCGAUGCCGUCUCCGAGGCCUAUCGCCGGGUACUAUUUACUACAGAGCUGCAGGCACGUGCUCAUGCCAUAAGGGUCGUGCAAAAUCUCUCGAAAUUUCUCGAGGAAAUCGAUUAUGGACACUACUUGUCGCUAGAGACGCUGGUGGCCGACUGGGUGAACGUCGGGCAGAUAGAUGCCCUUGUCAUUCAGGUACUGUUCGAGCGCUUCACCCUGAAGCUGGAGGGCACCACAAACAACGAGGCACGACUCGCCCUCGAGCUGCUGAUCAUGGCAUCGAAGGCUAAGAACAGCAUUGUCACCGCCAACACGGCGAUCAUCGAAGACAUUGCCGUAGGGCAGCGCGCACGUAGCGAACCGCGCCUCUUCGCUGGCUGCCUGCGUCUACUGGUCAAUAGCAUCGAUGCCAACAACAACGCCAAGUACUAUAAGCGCCACAACACCGACGCCAAGUUCGUGGUGGAGGUGAUACGCUUCUUUUUGGACUGCUUCUUCCACGAGAAGCUCAAGGACUUUGAUGGCAUGGCCACAAGCGUGUUGGAGUACAUCUACCGCAUGUGGCAGUCCCUGUUUAGCAGAUGGCAAAAGCGAUAUCGUCGCCGCAUAAAGCCGGAGCUGAAAACAGAAAGUGAUAUUACAGUAAAACCGCCUUUGUCCGAAAGCUUGAAUAUUGAGAAUAGUCUGCUGUCCGCUGAGAGCUUGGCGCGAUUGGAACAAGCCGCAGAUGCAGAAUUUGAAAAAUAUAUCGUUGAAGACGAAAUGUCCGAUGGCGGGGAGCAAACCACACAUUCCGAAAGUCAUGACAAUGAUAGAUUUAUCAUUGAAGACCAGUUGUCCGAUAGCAUGGAAGAAGCCAGCCAUUCUCAGUCCGAAUCAUCAUUAAUUUUGUUUUUGCAACAAAGAAACAAUGAGCUGCAAGCAGAGGCUGAAUGCCUACGCGUAGAGAAUACCCAAUUAAGAAUGGAGAACAUAUCCUUGAAAAAAAGCUUUGAGAUCCAUAAAUGUUUCUUCGAAUGAAAGAACUAGUGUUAAGAACAUGACCACCUCAUAAAAUGAA